UAAUUGGUUCAGUUUGUUUGUUGUAAAUACAGCCUAAUAGAACCAUCUGAUGAACGUACAAAGGAAACUAUACUUUUUAAGUCACAACUGGUUAUGCCUUUUGUAACUAGUUGUUGCCAAGAAUGAGUGAUGACCAUGAGGGGAGAGACGGGUGCCUGGAGAGAACUAGUUUCCCCUUAUUUCACCCAAAGAAAAGUAAAAUACUCUCCAGAAAUGUUACAGGAAGUGAUAGAGCUAGGAAACUUGACAGGUAUGGAGGGACAAACAUUGAGGAGUUGGAAGAUGAAGGGUACAGGGGGAGAGAGAAGGACUUGCAAGCUGAACAGUUGACAGGCAGUAGUGCUGGCAGCAGUAAUAUUGGCAUGAGGCUUCCAGUACCAGAAGUAGCCAGUGCUGAUCUCCUCAUGAGUCAGGGAUCAUCUGUUUCUUCAGGAAGUGGCCUUGGCCAAUAUGUACUGAACCCAUUUCUAGCCAUGGGCAUUCAGUUGCCACAGCUGGCCCUUCUGCUGCAGCAACAACAUCUUCAACGGCAGCAGCAACACCACCACCACCAUGAACAGAAGCAUCAACAACAACUUGGACAACAUACAUUGCACCAGCCAGCCACCACACCUGCCAUUGGUCAUUCACUGGCAUCAGACCAUAUACGUGAUAUUGCUCCUCCGUUAGAUCACAGCAAGACCUGGUCACAUAACAUUCCAGCUUUUCCUCACCUUGGGAACAGUACCUCAACCAGAACUGCUGCAAAUCCAGUAUCUUUGGCUGGUGCCACCUCAAAUGUAGUAACAUCACAGAUCCGGCCAAUGGUGCAAGUGCCCAGAGAAAACCAACCAGUGCAAGCAAACAAAGACGAUUCAGUUUCUGGUAACAAUAGCAGUGCUAACAAACACCCUUUUGUAUGUGAAAUAUGCCGGCAGUGGUUUUUUGCAAAGGAAAAGUUCAUUAUGCAUUUAGUUAUGAAUCAUAACAUGCAUUAUUGUCGCUUUUGCUCAGAAUUGUUUGAUGUAGUUGAGAUGCGGGAUGUGCAUAUUGUGAGGACACACUUACCCUUACAAUGUGAUAUGUGCGAAUCUCAGCUUCCAAGUUCUGAAUCAUUGUCAGAACACUAUCUGAGUUCUCAUGAUGUACAAAGUUGUCUGUAUUGUGGAGUUCUGGUGCGCCCAAAAUCCUAUUACAGCACACAUGCCAGAAAGAAACACUUUAUAUCAAAUGAAGACAUGUUGGAAAGUGAAGCAAGAAUACGAAUUUUUCAAAAUUGGGGAACAGAAAUAGGCAGUGGUGGCUCUGUUUGGAACUUUACUUGUAACCUCUGCGGCAAAGAACGUAAGAGAAGUGAGACAUUUGGACAUUUCUUUUCAUAUCAUCGUGUGUCGCUACCAUGUUUAAUGCAACUUUUGACAGGAGAAGGAGUUUCUAUUUCUGUGCAAGGCACGCCACCUACUUCCACUAGUUUUCAGCAUUCUGCAGAUGAAACUCCAUUGUCUGUAGUGCCAGAGUCUUCUGUUAUCUCAGGGAAUUCAUUAACUAUUGAUGAAAACCGAAGUAGUCAACUGUGCUGUAUUGUGUGUGGAAAUUCAUUUACACAGCUUGUGCCAAAGUCUGCUCAUGAACUUUUCUGCCGUGGACUGAGUGUGUGUCGUGUCUGUGAACAGGCGUUUCCAAAUGUGAUAGUGCGAAAUGCUCAUAUGCUUGGAGAGCAUGGAAAGUUACCAUGCCGCAUCGGGUGCUCUCCAGAUUCAGCCAGUUUCUCUCAGGAUGUGGAAUUGUCAACACAUUAUUGGCACGAACACAAUAUUUUUGUCUGCACAUACUGCAAAGCUCUGGUGGCUGCUGAUAAAAAGCUUUUUGCGGAGCAUCUGAAAAGGGAACAUAAUUGCUUACCUGAUUGCCCUGCUUUGCAGGGAAAUGGUGUUGGGAAUGGGAUCUUCCAGUGCAGGUCUUCUAAAAUGACUUUAUUUGUGUAUUGCACUCUUUGUGAUUUGGAUUUAACAACUAUCAUGAAAGAUAUUAAUCUCCUUUUUAAACACUUUCAGUAUCAUAAGAUUAGUGUUUCUGCUGCACUGGAGCUUCUUGAGAACCAUUCAACAUUCAGCAGUAAUUCAUUUCAACAUACAGAUGACAAAGGAGAACAACUUUGUGAAAAGGAUACUUCAACGAGAGAGAAACAUUAG
Messenger RNA from Schistocerca nitens (vagrant locust), 2171 nucleotides. RefSeq lists its product as uncharacterized. Lineage: Eukaryota; Metazoa; Arthropoda; Insecta; Orthoptera; Acrididae. The transcript is spliced from 2 exons. Bases 123 to 2171 code for a protein of 682 amino acids. The record is from RefSeq and is a predicted model, not a curated record.